UUUUUCCAAGUCAAUGCAGAUUAUUGUUUACGCAUCUCUUAUUUUCCAUGGCUGAUGCAGUCAAUGGAGAUGACUUAUCUAGAGUGAGUGAUAUUCGUCAACUGCUAACCUAAUUACCCUUGGCUCUUUAGUCUAUAUUUGAGCACCUUUCAGCAGAAGUUCAAGGCCUGAUUUCUGUAAUCCUCUCAGUACUCAUGGCUGUGAUCACUACUCUGAGCAGCUUUUCAAGACCAUGGUUUCAACCAUCAUGGCUUUACACUGCAACUUUCUUAGCCUUUACCACCUUAAUCUAUGUGAAUAUUGUCUCUUGCUCCAAACAUGACAUCCCUAACUAUUCUGAUCAUUGUUCCUCGUUUGUCCCUGAAUUAACCCCUACUGAUCCUGAAGUAACCAUCGUCCCGUUCUCCCCGGAACAAGAUGGUUACUUCCUUGAUGGGGAUGAGUUACUGAAUCAGUCACACUCAUCUGGCUUCUAUGUUCCUUCAAAUGACAGGAGAGUUCUUCUUUUACGUACCCACCAUGUCUAUCGUACUAGACAAGACGAUGUCUUUAAGGUUGAGGCGAGUUUGAUCCUUCAACCAUCACGUAUCCAACAUCAUUAUGCUAGUUCUCCCAUUGUUAUUUCUAGUUGGUCUGAAACGGGUGUUUUAAAUUUUGAAAUAGAAGGGUUCUGGUCGAAGUCUACCGGCAAGAUUUGCAUGAUUGGCUCAAGUUCUACUCGCUCAGGAGAAGGUAAACAUAGUUUUCCUGCUGUUGUUAGGCUCACUGAUGUUAGUAGCUCGACUAAAAUUACUAGCUUGAUUAGAGGAACAUUGGAGAGUUUGGGCUCUGAUGGUGAUUCAAGUUAUUUUCAUCCAAUUUCUUUCUUGAUGUUCCCUCUUAUCAAUUACACAUACACCGAGGUUACAAAAGAAGCUGACUCUGGAUGUCCUGGUGGGCUUGAUGUUGCCAAGAGUUCGCUCAGCUUACCACUGAGUGUUUCCAUUUGUUCACCAUUUUCAAAUAAUGACUAUCCAUUUCAACUAGAGUAUGCUCCUUCUUGCAAUUCUACAAAAAAUUGUAGCCCUUUUGAAGGUGGUGCUGGAAUUUUGCCUCCAAUGAUGUCUUUGCGAUCAAUCCAAUGUUCGGAUGAUGGCCGAAGAAUGAGAUUUUUGCUAGAGUUUCAUAACAUUAGCUCUUAUUCAUAUUACGGCCCCUUUGAUUCAAACACAACAUUGGUUGCUGAAGGAUCAUGGAACGCUCGGAAGAAUCAACUUUGUGCGGUUGCUUGUCGAAUCUCCACUCCAACCAAGUUUUGGGAUAGUUCUCAAGUUGAGGAUUGUUCUAUGAGGUUGAGUUUGAGAUUUCCUUCAGUUUUGUCAAUCAUAAAUACUAGUAGCAUUGUGGGACAUAUCUGGAGUAACAAAACUUCAGGUGCUUCUGGUUACUUUGAUCGGGUAAGCUUUCAUAAUCAGAAAAGUGGUUCAGUUAAUAUUCCAGGUUUGAAGUACGAGUACUCACUCGUUGACAGAGCCAAAAAGUCAUGCCCAAAGAAGCAGCUUAGUAAAAGUAAAGGGAAGCAGUAUCCACGAGCAAAUCCAUACAACUUGCGUUUUAGUAUGUCAUUCAAGAAUUCCAAAGGAAAAAGAUCCAGAUGGGGCAGUGCCGAUACUUUCUUUGUGGGUGAUAAAAUUGUUCCAAGGAACUACUGGUCAAGUUCAGAGCCAGGGAACUCAAAGGACGAAGCAGAUAUACAGCCGAUGAACAUGAGCUACCAUAUAAGCUGGACAUUAUCAUAUAAUGAUUCUUCAAAUCAAUAUGAAAGUGUACAGAUUUCUGCUGAAGGAGUCUAUGAUGGUAACACAGGUGUUCUUUGUAUGAUGGGCUGCAAAAAAAUUGACUCGACUAAUCAGAUAUCAACGAUUGAUUCAAUGGACUGUGAAAUUCUUAUUAAUAUCCAGUUCCCUCCUAUGAAUUCAAAAGAUUAUAUUGAGGGCUACAUCAAAAGCACAAGAGAAAAAACAUCUCCUCUUUAUUUUGAAUCUCUUACCUUUUCUUCAGUUCCUAACUAUAAUCAUGGAGAUUCAAUAUGGAGGAUGGAUAUGGAGAUCAUCACGGCUUUGAUCUUUAACACCCUUGCGUGUGUUUCUGUGGCAUACCAAAUUUUGUACAUGAAGAAAAACCCUGGUUUGUUCCCUUUCAUCUCACGUUUAAUGCUUGUAGUACUAAUACUUGGGAGGAUGAUACCUCUGGUGCUCAAUUUUGAAGCUCUAUUCUUGUCAAAGCAAAAUCGUCAAUAUGCCAUGCUUCAAGCUGGCGGAUGGGUUGAAGCAAAUGAGGUACUCGUAAGGGCGAUAACAAUGGUAGCUUUUCUACUGCAAUUUCGACUACUGCAGCUUGUAUGGUCUGCAAAACCUUCUGAUGAAAACAAGAAGGCCUCAUGGAUUGCGGAAAAGAAGACACUAUAUGUGUGUUUACCACUCUUUGUCGUUUCGGGUCUAAUUGCUUUGUCUAUAAACUGGAAGAAUUACAAAUUUGGCGAGGAGAUGAAUUCUAGAAGAAGAUUUUACAGCCAGCAGCAAUCUCUUUGGACGGACUUUACGUCUUAUGCCGGUUUAGUAUUAGAUGGUUUCCUUUUCCCUCAAAUCGUCUUCAACAUUUUCCGAAACUCCAGGGAGUAUACACUCUCUUGUUUCUUCUACAUUGGAACUACACUCGUGCGCAUACUACCGCAUGGAUAUGAUCUUUACAGGACACAAUAUUCUUCAGAUAAUUUUGAAUGGUCGUAUAUGUAUGCGGAUCAUUCUGCAGAUUAUUACUCUACUGCUUGGAAUGUGAUGAUUCCUUUAGUUGGUCUGUUGUUUGCAGCAAUUGUAUUUAUGCAGCAGCGUAACGGCGGUCGUAGUAUCUUGCCCAAGAGAUUCAAGGAGGUGGAAGCAUAUGAGAGGGUGCCAUUGUUUGGUGAUCUGUAGUUGCAUAUCUGAUGGUGGGGAUUUGGGUGGAUACAAUUAUUUGAGUGUGCAAAAGACUUGCUCAUUGCUAACGUUUCCAAGUCAAUAUGAGCACUAUUAGUUAAACAUUGUCAAGAAAAGCCAUUACUAAAAAUGAAAUCAUUGGAUGUUCAUAACAUAAUUGUUUUUUACUUCAAAACAUUGAAAUUUAUUAUUUAUUUAGUUUUGUUAAACGUUUCA
Messenger RNA from Mercurialis annua (annual mercury), 3170 nucleotides. RefSeq lists its product as uncharacterized. Bases 195 to 2951 code for a protein of 918 amino acids. The record is from RefSeq and is a predicted model, not a curated record. The transcript has 2 exons. NCBI's taxonomy places the organism in Eukaryota, Viridiplantae, Streptophyta, Magnoliopsida, Malpighiales, Euphorbiaceae. Gene Ontology annotation, cellular component: intracellular membrane-bounded organelle.